GCCACCCAGAGGCAAAGACGCAGAAGCGCUGAAGGUGCUGGGUUGGGCAGUGGGCUUGCUGGAGCAUCUCCAGCACUCAUCGUAGUCCUCCAUCUGCAUCUAUAUCUCACUAUCUUUCUGUCGGAUGCUGAGUGUCCAUCAGGCAGCUGCACGUGGUGCGGCCUCUGGAUUUGGUGUAAGGGCAGCUCUUACGAGUAAUUCUCAUGACGACUUUUGAAGGACGCCUGGAAUUCUCAUGAUGCACUAAGGGUCAAAGCAGAUAUGAGUCUGACUUCCUGGUUUUUGGUGAACAGUGGGGGGACACGCCAUCGUCUUCCCCGGGAGAUGAUUUUCGUGGGGAGGGAUGACUGUGAGCUCAUGUUGCAGUCUCGCAGUGUGGAUAAACAGCAUGCUGUCAUCAACUAUGAGCCAAACACAGAUGAACAUAAAGUGAAGGACUUGGGCAGCUUAAAUGGGACUUUUGUCAAUGACGUCAGAAUACAGGAGCAAGUGUACGUCACACUGAAAACCGAUGACAAACUGAGGUUUGGAUACGAUACCAACCUGUUCACCGUGGUUCGAGGAGAGCUGCAUAUUCCUGAGGAAGCACUCAAGCAUGAAAAACUGAGCAGCCAGCUCCAGAUGAUCCAGAAGAGACCUGCAGAGUCAGAUUCAUCUAGAUGUGGGGUGAAACCUACAGAGGCAGCAGUGGUAUCAGGUUCGGAUGCGGCCACGGCCAAACCAGCAGAGUCCAGCAGGUCAGAGGAUAGGACAGUAGCAGACACAGCGGUUUUACACAGGGGCACACCCCUAUACGGGCAGCCUGCUUGGUGGGGAGAUGGAGACGCUGAUGAUCAGCAUCCUGGAAAACAUGAGGAAAAAACCUCUGACAGGAAGAAGGAAAAGGCAGAAAUAGACACCAAGAAAAUCACAGAGAUCUCAAAGUCUUCCCCUCAAACAGCCUUCAAUCAAGAGCCUAGUUACUUUGAAAUUCCAACUAAAGAUGCUCCCACAGCAGCUAAAACAAGUGGUGAAGUUCCCCCACAAGAACAAGAGACCAGUGCUUCUGCUGCUGCUGUGGAACCCAUCCACGGCCAUGCCUCAUUCACCAUCGAGUUCGACCCUGGGGCAUCAGGCAAAGUGACAGUGAAGGAUCGAGUAGCAAAAGUGGGACCAGAGACCCGACCUCGCCCAAAAAGGCCUGUUGGGGAAGAGUUAAGUCCACUUCAGACAGCCAUGCUGGCAGCGGAGGUAAAGGUUGCAGAUUGGCUGGCUCAAAAUGAGCUGCCGUUGGCCCUGAAAGAGACAGUGGCAGAGGAUGAUGGAGAGAGUGUGAAGAGCGAUGUUCCUGUACAUCUUAGGAGUCUUAAAGGCAGUAAACAUGAAGAUGGCACUCAGAGCGAUUCAGAGAAUGCUCUUGGAGAGCAGCGCAGGGCUGCUGCACUGGAGGAGCGCUCGUGGGGGCUCUGGGGCAGUGCUGGCAUCAAAGAAAGCCGCGCAAAUGUACCAGAAGGGCUGUUUGCAGAAGAGGACAGUCCUGCACGGCGUUGCAGGUCUUCAACGUCCAAAAGGCAGAGCGGGUUGGUGGAGAGGCGACGUGGCUCAGCACCACACCAGCAGAGUGGUCGUGAUGAGUGUUAUCACCACAGAGAUGAAUAUAGCGACAAAGGGACUUACACCAUCGAACUGGAGAACGGGGACCCUGAAGAGGAAGACGCUAGGAAACUGAUUGACAAGGUGUUUGGUGUGAAUGGCCAGCGAGUUUCUAGGUUGGGGGGAAUUGAUCAAAGAGAGAGGUUGUCUUCCCAGAGGUCUGGUUCGAGAGACAGAGAAAAGCCAGGACGUUUGGAGACAGAGCUCUUGUCUGAAGAGUUAAUGGUCGGUGGUCCUCGCUGGGUCUCACAGUGGGCUACUCUCGCUGCCAGCCACAUUCGGACAGACCCUGAGGGAUCAGGAGGGGACAAUCACACCAUGGCCACAGAGGACAGAGCAGAAAGAAGUGAAUCCAGCCAUAUAGCCUCUGUGCAUGCAGAGCGUAAGCGGAGAACCCUACCCCAGCUACCUGGUGACGAACUUAUUCUGGGAAGGAAGACCCCAGGGGGAUGUGUGCACACAGAUAUGGGUGAAAAGCAGGAUACAGAGCUUCAGGAGAAAGAGAACCAAGAGGAAAGGCUGUCCAGAGGAAGGAAACAGAAUGCUCAAGGCACUGGUGGUGUGGGCAGUCAGAGCGGCAGCCCCAGUCGAUCCUCUCCUGCCAAAUCACAGGACAGUGGGGGUGGUAAAUCAAGUCAGUCAGGUGUCCUGACCAAACUCCCUCCACGUCCACUACCCAGUGGACAGAAGAGAGUGGAGGAUGCAAGGAGGAGAAGGAAGGAGGAGGAGAAAGCUAGGGAGAGCACUGGAAAACCAUUGCUGCGGCAAGAGAGUUUUACUGUGGAGAAACCAAGCUCCAGUGUACCCAUAGAACUUAUCCCACAUAUUGAUGCCUACACAGGCACCAAAACUCAGAGGGAAGGAGGCAUAGACAGUGUCACACUGCAGAGAGACUCAGAGGCUGUGGCAGCUUUUCUAGAGAGCACUGUGUCAGACCAAGGAGAUCCCCCAAGUCAGUCUAUUGAAGGUUCCAUGUCUCCGGAGUCAGAUGUGGACACAACAAGCACAGUUAGCCAAGCUGAUGGCGUUAGAAAAGUAGUUCAGAAACGCCGGAUCCUAGCAGGGCACCAGAAGGAGAGAACAGUGGUGUGCACCUCUAACAAGGGCCCUGCUGGGAGCAGAGAGCAUCAGGACAGGAGGGUGAAGAACAGAACAUCUGGCUCUCAACAGCCAAGUCACCCCUCGACUUCUCUGGACCUCACUGAUGAUGAUAUCAACUCCAACUCCCUACUUUCUGACUCACAACCUAUCUCCACACAAGAAUCCAGGUGCUCAAACCCUAGAGCUCAAACAGUUGGGGCCAGUACCAAGUCUAGCCGGGCUAAGAUCACACAGACCUCGGCUCCCUCUGCCCCAAGCAAAGUCAGUAAUGCCCCCAAGCCAAGACCAACUCGGACAUCCCUGUUGAGGCGAGCCCGGCUGGGGGAUUCAUCAGAUACCGAACCUGCUGAUAUGGACCGGAUGUCAGUGGCUUCUGAGGCGUCCACUGCCAGUUCCACAUCCAGGACAGGGAUUGCAAGGCGGGGAAUGUCUAGAAUAGAGGCUCUAGCACAGCCAAGGAGACCAAGGGUGGGGUCUCCGUCUGCCCAGAGCGACUCAGAGGCCACCGUGGUGAAAAACAGAGGUCUGGGCCCUCGAAGUGCAGCCGGUGAUUAUGUACUCAGACAAGGAUUGAGAGGUUCAAAUGUAGCUUCACUGUCCGGACCCAGAGCCAGAGCUAAUAGUGCUUCCAAGCUGCCUGAUAAAACUAAAGGAACUUCAUCAUAUGGAAAUAUUAUCCCUGUAUCUGGAACUCGGUGGCGCCGUGUUCCUGUGGAGUAUGCAUCCACCUCUGAGGAUGAGUACGGCUCAAAUCGCCACAUAUCCAAGCAGGGGCAUACGAAGCCGUUUCCUUCAACCCGAGUGGUCCAGUUAGGAGGCUCAGCUCCAGCAACACCUAACCCUGCAGCCCUGGCCGGCUUGAAGCAGAAUUCCAAGGACCAAGAUGAGUAUAUGAGAGACUGGACAGCACACAGUGAAGAAAUAGCCAGGAUCAGCCAGGAUUUAGCCAAAGAUUUAGCCAUGCUGGCCCAGGAGAUUCAUGAUGUGGCUGGAGAGAUUGACUCAGUCAGCCCUGCAGCAACUGGCCCUGGAGUUCUGUUGGAGGAGUCAGCAUUUGAUGAUGGUUUGGAUCUGGGUGGUCCCUCUGCAGAGCAGAGCAGGAUUCUGGGAGCUGACGGUCGAACUGUGGAGCUUCGACAACGAAGCUCAAACGACCAGAGCUCUCGCUCCAUCCGUCGACAGACAUGGAAUAGAGAUGAUCUGUACCUUGACAAUGUGCUGCUUGCUUCUGUGACUCAACUCUCGACCAGAAUACGGCAAUCUGUGGACAAAACUACCUGCAAAGUCAGGAUCCUCUUCAAGGAUAAGGAACGAAAAUGGGAUGAGAUUGAGACCAAACUGCAGGCAGAGCAUGACUCUUUAGUUCUCAAGAGCUCCAACAAGGAGAUUUCAACAAUUAUUCAAGACUUGAAGAGGGUGGAGAAUCAACUUUCAGUUAUCGAUAUGAUGGUGGACCCAGAUGGCACUCUGGACGCCCUUUCCAGCAUGGGUUUGACAAGUCCUUUAAGUGACCAGAAGACCAGUCAUGGGACUCAGCAGGGGGCGCCGGUAUUGCAUUCCGGAGCAGAGACAAAGACAUCCAGCACACUGUCAGCACCCAGGCAUGAAGAAUUUUCUGGCAAGCCCUGUGGAUCCUCAGAGCGUACAGAAGAAACAAAGCAAGUCCCUCAUAAGGGUGUUACAUCCUACAACUAUCAAAGAAAAUAAAAUCCAAUGAUUCCUUUAUAUAAGACCUGACAGGACAGCCUUGGAAAGGACGUUGGUAUGGGGUUAGGUAUUUUUGUGACUCUUUUCUCACUGAAGAUAUAGCGAGGUGAGUGAAGCUUUUAUCAAGGUGAAGUUUGUUGACUGUGUUGUGAAAUGUAUCAUUUUGGGUCUUCAGACUGUCAAAGGAAAUGUAGUUAAGAAGAAAAGUAUUUACAAUGAGCCAUCUGUUUUUGUGUUGCAGCUCCUUUUCAUCCAAUAUCCUUCAAGAAUUUGUUAGGAAAAAAACUGAUGCAGUGUUGAAACUAAGCUUGUCUGGGUUUUUAAUAAUAUGAAACUGACCUCUAAUUCCUGUUACAGACACAGCAGUCUCAUAAUAGUGAAGCAGACACAGAAUCCUACUUUAAAGAGCAUAUAUCAUCCUUUUUACAACCUUUUACAACUUUUCUGAAUACUUGCUUAUGGCUGUUCAUAGUUAAACAGAUAUUAAUGACCAAAAUCAAGAAAUACAAUAUAGAAAUGUGUGACAGAAAAAAUCUGAGUAUAGCUGAAAGUUGUUGAAGAGAGAUGAUGUUACACUUGUCAAACUUGAGAAUCAGUGUCGCAAUGUCCACCCACAACAAAAUUUGUGAUCCUACUAUCUCCAGCUGAAAUUUAAGUUCAUAAAGUGAAAAUACGAUAUGGAGAUUUAAGGACUGAUAAAUUUUGUCUAAUAGUAGUAGCUUGGAGACCUAGCAAACCAGCAGCCUGCAGAGGGAAUAAAAGUAGUGUGUUGCAAGUCUAAUCUUUCUGUAAUUCACCACAGUGGCAAAAGACCAGUUGCGUCAAAGAACGGUAAUUUGAAAUGCUAAAAUUGUAGCAGCAUUCAUAUAGAUAUUUUAAUUGUUUCCAGUUUUGAACAGCGUUGUUACUCUAACCUACACAGGCACCAGCUCUCCCUUUCUUUAAAACUACUGCUUUACCAGAACAAACUACUGUACUUUAUAUUAGUGUGCAAGACUCCGUUUUCUAUCAACUUAAUCAAGCUAUGUUUAGUCAUGUGGGUUUAACUACACCACAGUAAUGUAGCUGUCAAAACAUUAUUAGGACGCUCAAACACAGUCACACCACUCAAUCUCCAUUAGUCCCUCUGCACUAAAAGGUCCGCUGAAACUAAUGCUACGCAUGAGGUGAAUGGAAGGAAAUUUAAAAUACUUAUAAGUAAUGAGACUCCA
Molecule: messenger RNA, 5651 nt
Organism: Girardinichthys multiradiatus
Lineage: Eukaryota; Metazoa; Chordata; Actinopteri; Cyprinodontiformes; Goodeidae
Gene: cep170ab
Product: centrosomal protein 170Ab
Exons: 20
Coding region: 262-4440 (1392 amino acids)
Cellular component (GO): centriole
Molecular function (GO): protein binding
Source: RefSeq, a predicted model, not a curated record